Molecule: messenger RNA, 1542 nt
Organism: Zygosaccharomyces rouxii
Lineage: Eukaryota; Fungi; Ascomycota; Saccharomycetes; Saccharomycetales; Saccharomycetaceae
Gene: HOM3
Product: aspartate kinase
Exons: 1
Coding region: 1-1542 (513 amino acids)
Molecular function (GO): aspartate kinase activity
Source: RefSeq, a predicted model, not a curated record
AUGUUAUCAAGUGGGUGGGUUGUACAAAAAUUUGGUGGUACUUCCGUGGGUAAAUUCCCCAAGGGUAUCGUUGAUCAUAUUAUUAAAUUUUAUACAGAAGAACAACAGAAUGACGUUGCGGUUGUUUGUUCUGCUAGAUCUUCUUACACCAAAUCCAAGGGUACCACUUCUAGAUUACUCAAAUGUUGUGAUUUAGCGUCACAAGGAGAAGAUUUUAUGGAAUUCAUUGAAGAGGUUAGACAAGACCAUGUGAGUAACGCCGAGGCCAAUGUAGAAACACCUGCAUUGCAGACUAGAUUGAUUAGUGAUAGUAAUAAAGAGUUGGAUUUGGUGGUUAAAUAUUUGGAAGCUUCUAAAGUUCUUGGUGAAGUGAGUCCGAGAACAAUGGAUUUAGUCAUGGCAUGUGGUGAAAAAUUGAGUUGUCUGUUCAUCACUGCUCUUUGCAACGAUAGAGGCUGUAAAGCUCAAUAUAUUGACCUAUCUCAUAUUGUUCCUAGUGAUUAUACCACCAACAACUUAGAUAGCAGCUUCUAUGCCUUCCUUGUGCAAGCUUUUAAGGAAAAAUUACAACCUAUUGUUCAGUCAAAGGAAAGAAUUGUGCCUAUCAUUACAGGAUUUUUCGGACUUGUGCCAAUGGGUCUCUUAAACGGUGUCGGUAGAGGUUAUACCGACUUAUGUGCUGCCUUGAUUGCAGUUGCAUUGAAUUCUGACGAAUUACAAGUUUGGAAAGAAGUCGAUGGUAUCUUCACAGCUGAUCCAAGGAAGGUUCCACACGCACGUCUAUUAUCAAGUGUCACACCAGAAGAAGCAGCAGAAUUGACCUAUUAUGGUUCUGAAGUUAUUCAUCCAUUCACCAUGGAACAAGUUAUUAGAGCCAAAAUUCCAAUUAGAAUCAAAAAUGUCCAAAAUCCAAGAGGUGAUGGUACAAUUAUUUAUCCUGAUAACCAAGCCAAGAAGGGCGAAAGUACACCACCACAUCCACCAGAAGCACUUUCAGCAUCAUUUUUCGAAACUAAGAGAAGAGGCGCAACUGCUAUUACCACCAAGAGUGAUAUUGUAGUUGUUAACAUUCAUUCCAAUAAAAAGACACUAUCACAUGGAUUUUUGGCUCAAAUCUUUACCAUUCUGGAUAGAUACAAAUUGGUGGUUGAUUUGAUCUGUACUUCUGAAGUCCACGUUUCUAUGGCAUUGCCAAUCCCUGAUCCUGAAUCUUACAAAGCAUUAAGACAAGCCGUAGAAAAAUUGAAGAGCUUGGGUACCGUUGAUGUUACGAAGAAAAUGGCGAUUGUAUCAUUAAUUGGUAAGCAAAUGAAGCAAUUUAUUGGCAUUGCAGGUACCAUGUUUACCACACUAGCCGAAAACAACAUUAAUAUCGAUAUGAUUUCGCAGGGUGCGAAUGAAAUUAACAUUUCUGCAGUUAUUGAUGAAGCUGAUUCUAUCAAAGCAUUGCAAUCAAUUCAUUCAAAAUUGUUAGAUGAACGUGCUCAAGAUUUUGAACACGCCGUUGACGAACGUUUAGAACAGAUAAAAAGACUUGAUUGA